This is a messenger RNA of Oppia nitens, 3916 nucleotides long. RefSeq names its product protein sprint-like (gene spri). Gene Ontology annotation, molecular function: guanyl-nucleotide exchange factor activity; small GTPase binding. Gene Ontology annotation, biological process: vesicle-mediated transport; signal transduction. Gene Ontology annotation, cellular component: endocytic vesicle; cytosol. The coding region runs from base 233 to 3910 and encodes 1225 amino acids. The transcript has 5 exons. NCBI's taxonomy places the organism in Eukaryota, Metazoa, Arthropoda, Arachnida, Sarcoptiformes, Oppiidae. The record is from RefSeq and is a predicted model, not a curated record.
UAUUUGUUACGUUUAGAUAGUAUGAGUGCAACCAAUGAUAGCAUCAAAUGCUUGAAUAAUAAGACAACAAAUAGUUUACAAUUAAUUGAAUCCAAAGUAAGCGAUGAAUUAAAGAGCGACACAACCAAUGACUGCAACUUCUGGGAGUUGAUCACAGAUGUGGCCAAAGAUUUAGAUCUCGUCCUACAAGACUUGUCUCCUGACUUAGAGAUAUCAAAAAAUUUGGUCAACAAUGGAGAUAUCGAUGAACGCCUCGUUAGUACCGUUGAUGACUGCAACCCAACCUCUUCAGAGCCGAAGUCAUCGGAUUCCCUUUUAUUCGAGUCGAUUGGUGUCGGAAUUGCAGGAAAUGAUUCACAACAACAACAAAAUCAGAAAACUAGAGACAACUGCAACUUCAUUGAUAGCAAAUCAUCAGAUAAUAGAAAUUAACUCUAAUAUAAAUGAAGUAGAAAUUAAUGAAAAAGAGCUAAAAGUGGACACUGUUUUGGCAGACAAUACAUCAAAUAAUGACAAGAAUGAGAGCGACAACAACUCUGGGAACAGUUGUGACUCAAUUCCUGCAUCUAUUGGUCUCUUAGAGCGUCUUAUUCGUUGUCAUCCGAUAUGGUUUUUGGCUGAUAUCGGACGGGCAGGCAGUGUACACCUCCUUCAGGGCAAAGAGCCCGGAUGUUUCAUUGUUCGUCAGUCAAGCAAACCAAACACAAUGGCUCUAUCGGUUCGUUUGCCCGAAGGUCAGGACCGGCAUAUCGAGCACUACCUGAUAGAAGACGCCGGUAAUGGAAAACUUCAUUUGGAAAACUCAGUCAAUUAUUUCAGUGCAAUUCCGAUGUUAGUCUGUCACUACACAACCUGUUGCGAUGAACUACCCGUGCAAUUGACACUUCCUAAAGUGCUUGUCCAGUCAAGUCGACAACAAAUGACAUCAUUGGCUCUGUUAGGCCAAGACUUUUGGCAAUCAAGUCUUUCAAAACUUAAGAAUUCAAGUGACACGAUAAGUGAUGACAACACAUCCAAUGAGUCGAAUUCAAGCAACAGAAAAGUCAAUAUCUGUUCCACUUUCAAAAGUGAUUCUAACCCACAGCCACCUCCUAUUCCUCCAAAACAAGAUGUAUCGAGUAUUGAUCCAAUUAUUGAUACCAAAAAGUCAUCAACAGUUCCAAUAAUGCCGUUAACAACACAACCGAAGUUACCUCCAAAACGACCAGAUCCGCCACCAAUUCCUCCACGAAGUAAAUUUAAUACAUUGAAUAAAAUUGAGAAAUCAUUGAACUAUUCAACUAAUGUCUCAAAGCCAGUGGCUAUUGAAAUGAAUGAAAGUGMGAUUGAGUCGAAACCAAUAUCGGAGACGACAGCACUUAAUACCGAAAUAACAUUAAUUGAAGUAAAAGAUGUCAAAUGCCGGCGUAAAUCGCCCAACAAUUUGUCGAUCAAUUCUAGUCAGCAAUCAGUCGAUAAUAAGCCAAAAGAGUUCCGCAGAAGUAUACCAAAUGCUCAAAAAAGAGUUUUAUGUUAUCGGAGUUCACUUCAUGAUAAAGAAAGCGAUUACGAAGACAUUUGGGGAUCAAAUACACUUUUCAAACGUACGUCCGAUCCUAACAAAGCUACUCUCAAUGGUAUUAAAGAAAUUAAAAUGAUUAAUAAAAGUCAUAGAAGUACUCAAACAGAAAGUACUGUUUUAAAUCAGGAGUCAACAGCUAUUCUCAAUUCGUAUCCAUUUUAUAUCGAUCCGAUUGAUCUCAUUUCCAAUAGAAAUGACACGACCAUCAAGUCUUCAGUUAUGAGACGAUCUGAUACUGAUAUCUUCGAAACAAAACCAUUGUAUACAACAUCACAUUUAGGUCUUUCAAUGGAAAGUUUAAUUGAUAGCAUUAAAACUCAUUCAUCACAAGUGGAUACUUGUCAACAAUCGUUUAGCACAUAUAAACCCAAUUUUCAAGAUGUCUCACUUCAAGUCGGUUUGAGUACUUUUGCAAGAUUUAAAACCARUCCUCGCGAACCGUUUUGGACAUUAGAUAAGUCAUGGCAAUGGCUCGACGAUAACAUUUCGAUGGUUUGUAGGCGAUCUUUACAAAGAGAAUCCAUGUCUGGUCCCAGAAGAAGUAGUUUUGUUGAGUCCAUGAGAAGUGAUAAAACAACUGUUGAAGAUAUGAUUCAAGUUCAAGCACCGGAACUAUGCGUUGAUAAGAUACCUAAUCUGGAUAAAAGAAAUACUAACUGUAAACAAGUUGAUGAAGAUUUGAAUAAAAGAUAUGAUAAUUUGGUUGUUUAUAACAAGAAAGAGUUGGUCAGACAGGAAACAUUCAACGAUACAGACACUGAAUUUAGUGAGCCGUGGGAUAGCGAUUGGUGGCAAUCGAUGCUUAAGAAAGUGUUUCCUAAAAACUCGUUGAUUCAGUUUAGUCCUGAAAACGAGGAAAACAACGUCCUAUUGAAUAGAGAGUUAUUAAUUAAUAGCUGUGAGAACAGGUCGUCAAUAACAAGUUUAUCGGAUAGYCACCGAACCAGUACUUUCGAUAUAACAGAAAUUAGUUCAAUGGGUGAUCUGCGAUCUAAUGCUUCAAUUGGUGGUCAUCGAGAAUCCGCUGACAGCGAAAGGUUAACAGUUUUGGAGACAAAUGACUGCGGAAUUGGUUUAAAUAUUUGUAAUUAUGUAUUCAAACUGUCGGCUGAAGGAAACAAUACAUUUGCUAAAUCUGUCGAUCAUUUCAUUGAAUGCACUAAAGAGACUAAUGAUUUAAAUCCUAUUAUAGUAAUGCGAAAUAUUCGUCAGUUUAUGAACGGCAUGAAGAACUAUCUGGUAAAGCACGGGGAGGGACAGCUCAAAGAGAUGAUUGAAGAAGAAAGAACUAAAUUACAAUCCAACGAAUUUUUAAACAUUGAUGCAAUCCUCGAGAGUGCCUUACAUCGACUCGUUAUCAAACCAUUGAAGAAUUUCUUAUAUCAACUAUUUAUUAGCGAAUAUAACAAAAACGGUUCCCUAAAAAUUUUGUCGCAUAAUAUAAAAGAAGCUCAAAAUAAAACACCACAAGAGUUGGGCGUUCGGCCGGAACUGUUGCCAAUCGACAACAAAAUAAUACUCGAUAUACAAAAACACUUGUGUCGACUGCAACAGUCAUACUCUCCGCUCAAAAAAUUGGAGUACUUGUUGUCCGCCAUAUCAUCUAUUUAUAACAGUGUUCGGCACCAGAAAACUGAAACCACUGAAUCAACUAAUGGUCACUCAARACGUGAAUACGCCUCCUUUGGUGCCGACGACUUCCUUCCCAUAUUCAUCUAUGUUCUCAUUCAAUGCGGUGUCAUAUCAGCUGAGAUUGAGGCCGACUAUAUGUUUGGUUUACUACAYCCUUCUAUACUUAGCGGUGAAGGCGGCUAUUAUUUAACUACUUUAUCUUCCGCUGUCAAUGUUAUCAAAAAUAUGCAUCAAAUGAUUGGUCCCGAAUAUAACACAAUUCAUAGCACAAGUGAUUCAAAUGACGACUCGAGUCUUACACAUCAAAACAUUCAUCAAAUGAACAGCUCUUCCAGUGAUACGAGUGUCACAUCAGGUUCUGUCGGUCAACACUCUCCUUACAAUCAAAUAAAGCUUCCGAUUAUUGUUAAUAUGAAAGCAUAUAUGCGAGUCUUGAUUCCCGAUGAGUUCACUUCGAGUAUUGUAGUCAAGACUCUACCGGUUCGACCAAAUAUGACCACAAAAGAGAUUUGCAAAAUGAUUGCACACAAACUUAAAAUAACAAACUCUGAAGACUUUGGUCUCUUUCAUUUGGUUAACGGCAAUGAGAUUCUUCUCAAUGACUCUGAUUUGCCUCAAGUCAUCAAAUCKGAAGCUGCAGUCACUGACCGCGAAACUCAUUUUGCUUACAAGAGAUUCGAUGCAAAGUUUAUUUGGCCCUUAAAUCACAAUUUUUAGCUUUAA